GCAGAAGAAGAAGAAGAAGAAGAAGAAGAAGAAGAAGAAGAAGAAGAAGAAGAAGAAGAAGGCUCUUGUCGUGUUCCUGGUACUAAGACAACAGGUGCAGGGACCGAAACAUCUGCACGGAUCUUCUCUAACAGCGUCCACGGGUGGACUUGAGCUGCUCGCUAUGAACUGGUGUGGACGUGUCGGAUGUUAGCUUACAAUGCCUCUGGCUCCGGCUAACCAGGCCCAGCUGAUUCGCUCCAGUCAGAAGGACGAGUAUUACCGAUCCGUCCUGAGAAACAACGCUAACGAAGCUUUUCACACACUUGCUGGAUCCAAACGAUGGCUGGACUGGAGGAGAGAGAUAGAGCUGCUGUCAGAUCUGGCAUACUACAGUUUAACAACGUUCUCGGGUUAUCAAACUCUUGGUGAGGAAUAUGUCAACAUCAUCCAGGUGGACCCCACUAAACGUCAGAUCCCCUCUCGGGCCAGACGUGGCCUCUUUAUCCUGUGUCAUGCUUACUUUCCAUACCUCCUGGAGAAGGUCCUGGUGUGCUUGGAGAACGAGCUGGAAGGCGAACAGGAGAGCCGUGGCGGCGUGAGCCGGCGUCAGGCGGCGACUGGGUGCUGGAGCCUGGAGUGUUGGCUUAGAAGAUGGGUGCAGAGGGGGGUGGCGCUGCUCACAGAGCCCCAGAGGAGAGCAUGUCUGCCGGCUGUGUUGGUCGUCCAGCAGGGUGUGACGCUCCUGCACCGACUCCACGUGGCUCUGUUCUACAUCAGCAGCUCAUUCUAUCAUCUGUCCAAGAGAGCGGCUGGCAUCGGCUACUUGCGUGUGAUGGGGCUGGGAGGUGACGACGCCACCAUCAGGACCAGCUACAGGCUGCUGGGUGUUGUCUCCCUCCUCCAGCUGCUCGUCACCGUCAGUCUGCAGCUCAACAACUUCAGGCAACGGCAAAGAGCCCGGCAGGAGUGGAAGCUCUACAGGAAGCUCAGUCCUCAGCACAACCUGAGCUCCAACCACAAAGCAGCCCGCUGCAUCCUCUGCCUGGAGGCGAGGAGGCACUCCACCUCCACCCCCUGCGGACAUCUCUUCUGCUGGGAGUGCAUCACGGAGUGGUGCAACACCAAGCCGGAGUGUCCUUUGUGUCGGGAGAAGUUCCUGCCUCAUCGACUGGUGUACCUGAGGAACUACAGCUAGAACUACACAACCAGAUGUUGGACACACAGCAGCUGAACCGGUCUGGAAGCAAACAGCGUUUUCCAGUUUUCCAGAUUGCUCCCAUAUAAACCCAGUUUUCCUUGUGCUUUACAUUUCAUAAAGAAAUCAUGUAAAUAUGAGUAAAUCUAUUUAAUUUAAUAUUGUAAUAGAUGAUUACAAAAUGUUUAAAAUGUCUAAAUACAUGAUCUGUACUAAGUUUGUUAAAAUUAUUAACUGUAAAGACGUGAAGGUCUGUUUUUACCAACCGUCUGCUCUGAUUGCUGCACCAUAAAAGAGAUUACAAGAUUUUUCCUAAGAACAGUAUUAAGACUCCAGUAUUCCCAACACAUGGCUCGACUGGGGCAGAACCCAGUUUUGUUUUUUUUUAAUAAUGAAAAUUAAUCAGUUUGAGGAUGUGUGCGUUGCACAAGAAUGGUUUGAAAAGCGUAUUUUAAUGGGAAAAUAACAGAACUAUCUUUUGUGAAAACUGAUUUUCUGGUUCAGUUGGAUCUAAUAUAUUCAUUAUCUGUCA
Molecule: messenger RNA, 1709 nt
Organism: Melanotaenia boesemani (Boeseman's rainbowfish)
Lineage: Eukaryota; Metazoa; Chordata; Actinopteri; Atheriniformes; Melanotaeniidae
Gene: pex10
Product: peroxisomal biogenesis factor 10
Exons: 7
Coding region: 200-1177 (325 amino acids)
Biological process (GO): protein import into peroxisome matrix
Cellular component (GO): peroxisomal membrane
Molecular function (GO): zinc ion binding
Source: RefSeq, a predicted model, not a curated record